Molecule: messenger RNA, 2691 nt
Organism: Schistosoma turkestanicum
Lineage: Eukaryota; Metazoa; Platyhelminthes; Trematoda; Strigeidida; Schistosomatidae
Source: the annotation of a GenBank genome assembly
AUGAUACAACUUGAAGAACUACCAUCAUCAACAUUAUCAUUAAAAACAACAACACCAACAACAGCAGAACCAGAUAAUCCUCUUAUACAAUGGAAUAAAAAUAGUUUAACUAUUAUUCAAUCUAGUGUAGAUCAUUUAUAUGAUAUAAAAAAUAAAUUUCUUAAUGAAUUUGUCAAUCAAUUUAAUGUAUUAUUAGAUAAUAAUACUGUAACAAGUGAAUUUUGGAUGAAAACUAAUCAUCAUCAUCAUGAUCCUGAUCAUAUUCAUUCAAUCAUUAUGAAAUCAUGUGAAUUGAAUAAAACUAAACAUGAAUUAAUUCAAUUGACAUUUUUCAAUACAAUUAAUUUAUUCAAACAAUAUGAAUCGGUUUUGAGACAUGCACCUGUACUAGAUAAAGCGGAAUUUUGUUAUCAAUAUGGUAAAGCUUUCAAUGCAAUGGAUUCCGAUUUGUACACAGAUAACAAUAAUCAUGUUCACAAUUCAAAUAGUAAUGAAGAAGAUGACGAUGGUGAUGAUGGUCAGCAUGAUGGCGGCAAUGAUGAUGUUGAUGAUGCUGCUGCUGUUACUACUGAUGCUCAUGAUGAUGGUGAGAUUGAUGGUGAGGCGAAUGCGGAUGCUGAUGCUGAUAACAAUAAUAAUGUCAAUGAUUUCACUAGUCAAGCAAUUCAUUGGUUAACAAAAGCAUUGAAAUUUAAUCCACAACAUACGGAAGCAUGGUGUGAAUUAGGUGAUACAUGUUGGCGACAAGGUGAUCCUGACCAAGCGGCUGAUCAUUUUCAACAAGCAUUGAAAAUUGAUCCAAAACAUGUAAAAGCACUUUGUAAUUUGUCAAUGGUAUUACGUCAACUACCUGCUACUACUAAUACUACUCAUAUUAACCAGACUAUUGAUCAUGUACUGUCAUCAUCUGAGUCAACUAAAACCAAACCCUCGUUGACAUCAUCAUCAUCAUCGCCACCAGACAGACAGUCACCAUUACCAUCGCCAACAACGACGUCAACAACGACGACGACGACGACGGCGACCACAACGACAAACUAUUCUAUUUUUCAUCAAUCUGUUGAUUUAGCACAUAAAGCAGUUAGUCAACAACCGAAUAAUGGACAUGCAUGGUCUGUAUUAGGCAAUGCGCUGUUGACGUUAUUUUUUAAAAAUUUCAAUUCAUCCAUGUCAUGUAGUGAACAAAAUAAAUCAUCUGCAUCAAAAUCAGCGUCAGCUUCCUCAUUGUUAUCAUCACCGCAAUUGAUUAUGACACGAUGUUUAGCUGCUUAUGCACAAGCGGUGAAAGAUCGUGUCAUUGCAUUAGAACCAAAUUUUCAUUAUAAUCGUGGUUUAGCAUGGCAUUAUCAAGAUUCAUUUGAACAAACAUUAAAAUCUUGGCUACAAGCUGUUUGUUUAGAUCCUGAUUGGCUUGCUCCACAAUAUGGUAUUAAACGUAUUAUACAAUUCGUCAUGGAAUGUUCUCAAACACUCGAACAACCAAUCACUAAUUCAGAUGACUUCAUUUCAUUGCUUACUCCAUUAAAAAAACUAUCACAAACUAUCACUGUGCAUGAUGCAAAUGACCAUACAACAACAACACCAACAACCAAUCCGCCAUUAUUGUCUAUCAAGAAUACUGGCAAUGGAGAUACGGCAGAUGGUGAUGUUGUCGCUGUCGACAACAACGACGACCACCACCAUAUAGUCAAUACAAGUCAAGAUGUUACGUCAUCAUUCACUGUCAAAGAAAUAUCCGCAUUAAAUCGUUUACUAGGACCUUAUUGUCCAUUUUAUUCUUAUAAUAAUAAACAAAAAAAUCAAUCAUUUGGAUCGAAAUAUCAAACAAUUUCUAAACGAUCUUGUCAAGAUAGUAGUAGUAGUAGUAGUAGUAAGAAAAAGAAGAAAAAACACUUGAAAGCUACUUCUUCUUCUUCUGCCUCGAAAUCCAGUGAUCAUAAUAACGACGACAAUCUAACCGUUGACUCAGCAAAAACUAAUGGUAAUCUUUUAUUCAAUGCUCUAGUUCAUUCACAUCGAUUUCAAUUUGUUCCGUUCAAUAAUUUACAAGUAGGAUUAAAUAAAAAUACUGUAUGCGUUGGACGUGUACUCACUGAAUUACCUAAUGAUUCUGAUUUAGCAAUAAAUGUAAUUCUAGUCGAUGCUUAUGGUACACGAUUCGCGGUACGAUUGUAUAAUGUUGGCAAAGGUGUUGGACCAACUCGAAAAGAUAUCAUCGCUAUACCUAACCCAUUUGUUGAAGAAAUAUUCAUUGACGGCUUUGUACUGCAUGCAUGUCUAAGCGCCUUGUCAAUUUUAGACAAUCAAUAUCUAUCUGAUAUGAUUGAGAAAUUUUCAUAUCUUCGUACAUCUACGACUAUUACUCCGACUACUACUACUGCUACUACUGACAACGAAAUAAGUAGUAGUGGUAGUAGUCUAAUGAGUAGCAACAGUACUAACUGUACAGAAUCGGAAUCGACCACUGCUCAGUCAUCAUCAUCAUCGUCAUCCGUCGAUGAAUCUGUCACUACUACUACUACUACUACUACUACUACUACUACUACAACUACUACUCUUCCGGAUCAGUUGAAAAAUAUUCAUUUACGCAUUAUACGUGUCCCAUUGUCGAAUUUCCUUGUAGUGAAUGGUCAACCAGUUGGAUCCAGUUGGACAGCUGCACCUAUUUUAAAAAAUAUAUUUUUUACUUGA